CACGGCCAACAUUUUGGGGAACACGUCACUGGUUUCCACGGUGGGCAGUUCUAUCGCUGCUCUUCCGGUGGAGACGUGGCUCUGUCCUGCUGCCGUAUUGACGCUAGCUAGCUAACAAUCACACAACUUGAAGUCAGCUGUACAUUCGCACCUUUCUAUUCCAGACUGACUAGAAAUCACCAAAUCAAGAAACACGAAAGACGGAAGAUCGUCGUUCCAUAGAGAGAGACCAAAAUGGUGCUGUUGGCAGCGGCGGUGUGCACCAAGGCCGGCAAGGCCAUCGUAUCGCGGCAGUUUGUGGAAAUGACCCGGACACGCAUUGAGGGACUCCUGGCUGCAUUCCCUAAACUGAUGAACACUGGCAAGCAGCACACCUUUGUGGAAACAGACAGUGUUCGCUAUGUGUACCAGCCCUUGGAAAAACUCUACAUGGUCCUCAUCACCACCAAGAACAGCAACAUCCUGGAGGACCUGGAGACCCUCAGACUCUUCUCCCGCGUGAUCCCAGAAUACUGUCGUGUGCUAGAGGAGAGCGAAAUAUCAGAUCACUGUUUCGACCUGAUCUUUGCCUUCGAUGAGAUCGUUGCACUAGGCUACAGAGAGAACGUCAACCUGGCUCAGAUCCGCACCUUCACAGAGAUGGAUUCCCACGAGGAGAAGGUUUUCCGGGCUGUCAGAGAGACCCAGGAAAGAGAGGCUAAGGCAGAGAUGAGGAGAAAGGCCAAGGAGCUGCAGCAGGCCAGAAGGGACGCUGAGCGCUCUGGAAAGAAGGUGUCGACCUACGGAGGCUUCGGCAGCGCCCCCGGCAUGACCAGCAUGUCCUCAGGGUCCAUCAUCACAGACACCAUCGUGGAGCCUGAGAAGCCCAAGAUCACACCAGCCGCCGCCAGACAAAGUGGACCCAGCAAGGCUCUGAAACUGGGCGCUAAAGGGAAGGAGGUGGACAACUUUGUUGACAAGCUCAAGUCCGAGGGUGAAACCAUCAUGCCAACCUCAGGGAAGAGAGGCUCCGAUGUAUCUAAAGCUCUGCCGCCACCAGUCAAUGUGGAGGGCGUACAUCUGCGUGUGGAGGAGAAGAUCUCGCUGACCUGCGGCCGUGACGGCGGUCUUCAGAACAUGGAGCUACUGGGCAUGGUCACGCUCCGAGUCACAGACGAGAAGAGUGGACGCAUCCGCCUCAUCAUCAACAACAACGACAACAAAGGGCUGCAGCUGCAAACACAUCCCAACGUGGACAAGAAGCUGUUCACAACUGACUCGGUGAUCGGCCUGAAGAACCCGGAGAAGUCCUUCCCUCUCAACAACGAUGUCGGUGUGCUCAAGUGGAGACUGCAGACCACAGACGAGGCCCUCAUACCUCUAACCAUAAACUGCUGGCCUUCAGAGAGCGCCACUGGCUGUGAUGUGAACAUCGAAUACGAGCUGCAGGAGGAGAGCCUCGAGCUCAACGACGUGGUCAUCAGCAUCCCUGUACCGUCUGGAGUGGGUGCUCCUUUAAUCGGGGAUCUUGACGGAGAGUACAAACACGACAGCAGGCGGAACAUUCUAGAGUGGUGCCUACCCGUCAUCGACGCCAACAACAAGACUGGCAGCAUGGAGUUCAGCAUCGCUGGGCAGCCCAACGACUUCUUCCCCAUCGCCGUGACCUUCGUGUCCAAGCGCAACUACUGCGACAUCCAGGUUACCAAAGCGACCCUCGUAGACGGUGACACCUCCGUUCGAUUCUCUUCAGAAAUCUCCUUUCUCGUCGACAAAUACGAAAUCCUGUAAAAAAAUAAAUAAUUCAAAGGAAACAACUAAAUCAAAAAAAUCACCAACAAAAAAAAAGUCCAAAUCUAUGCUACAGAGAAAGAUUGAAGAUUUUCUUGCCUGCCCACCCUGUCUACUAUUUGAGAGACUGUGUACAUCGACAGGACUACAUCAGCCCGCCGGUAGAGCCUCUUCCUGUGGUGGAGCAGAGCAGCGGUGGUGUAUUUAUAUGUUUGUAUGAGAGAGGAUCAUCUAUAUAUAGAGUUAAUUGAAACGGGAAAAAAACACAAAAAAAAAAAGUAAACCGAUGCUGUUCGCCAGGCAGAACUGUAAAGAGGACUUGAGAGUAAGUAGAGGAUGACUGCGGGGGGGCACCCUCCCCACCCCGUCUUCUUCACAUUGCAAUGGUUCAUUGAUAACGAGGGUUCUUGCUUUCUGUCUUUCAGAUUUCCCUAUCCAUAAUAACUGCCGAUUUGAAGCUGUCCCAAUCAUUAUAAGCCUUUCUUUCUUUAUUCGUUAAAUUAUCGUGAUUUACUCUUGAUAUCUCACCAUAGAUUAUCUUUUUUGUUUCAUUCUUGCGAGGACACUUAGUUCUCAGUUAAAUCUGUGUGCAUUUAUCAUCAGCAAAAUCGUUCUUCUUUUAAGUUUUAACUGAUAUUUUUUUACUGUAUCAUUGUUUAUACCACUUAUCCGGAUAAUGAAAUUUGACAGUGAAGAGCAGGACUUUGUGAGGAUUUCUCAGACGCAGGCGAAGUUACCUACCAAUGAACACUUCUGCAUCUGUGGAAUUCCUAUCUUUUUUCGUAAUGCCAACACAACCACUCCUCAAAAAUAGACGCCAUUUUUCUCUCCGGUCCAUUAAAGUCCAAUGACCAGCCCUCAGAUAUCACGGAGUAGGAAAAAAAGUACUUUGAUCUUAACCCAGGAACAACUUUCAAGCCCUUAAUCUAACAUCCUGUACAGAGUGGGUGUGUGUUGGCCUGUUAUCCACACAGAGAAGAAUCACAUCCUGUUACCCCACCCCGCCUGCUCAUCCACCCGCUCAUCCUUUACUUGCAUUCUCGUAGUACAUCAACAUUAUUCAAGUUAUAACAUUUGUCUUUUAUGUUAUCGUUUUUUUGUUUUUUUUCAUUUGUACUCCCCAACUUUCGAUUUAGCAAAGUGUGGAUGUGGGGUUGAAAAUGACUAGAUUGAGCAUUUUUAACUAAAUUACUGAUGGGGAAUCUUAACAUUCCAGUGUACAAUUAGAAAAAAGAAUCUUUAAUGGAAUAAAAUGUAUUAUUAAAAAUGUA
Molecule: messenger RNA, 3041 nt
Organism: Gymnodraco acuticeps
Lineage: Eukaryota; Metazoa; Chordata; Actinopteri; Perciformes; Bathydraconidae
Gene: arcn1b
Product: archain 1b
Exons: 10
Coding region: 235-1770 (511 amino acids)
Biological process (GO): retrograde vesicle-mediated transport, Golgi to endoplasmic reticulum; endoplasmic reticulum to Golgi vesicle-mediated transport; Golgi localization
Cellular component (GO): COPI vesicle coat; cytosol
Source: RefSeq, a predicted model, not a curated record